Messenger RNA from Diachasma alloeum, 2224 nucleotides. It is a transcript of the gene beta-PheRS, whose product is annotated as phenylalanine--tRNA ligase beta subunit. Gene Ontology annotation, molecular function: magnesium ion binding; ATP binding; phenylalanine-tRNA ligase activity. Gene Ontology annotation, biological process: phenylalanyl-tRNA aminoacylation. The record is from RefSeq and is a predicted model, not a curated record. Bases 104 to 1885 code for a protein of 593 amino acids. Lineage: Eukaryota; Metazoa; Arthropoda; Insecta; Hymenoptera; Braconidae. Gene Ontology annotation, cellular component: cytoplasm; phenylalanine-tRNA ligase complex. The transcript has 10 exons.
UGAGGAUUCGCCCUCGACACGUGUGCGAAGUGCCCUCCCGGACAUUUGUCCAUUUGUCAUUCGAUUAUUAGCCGGAUCCACUGGCUAAUUAGGGGUUGGGAUCAUGCCUACUGUCGGCGUCAAACGUGACUCGCUGUUCAAAGCCCUGGGAAAAACAUACUCUGAUGAGGAGUUCCAGACGCUGUGCUUCGCCUUCGGGCUGGAGCUGGACGAAGUGACGACAGAGAAGCAGAUGAUUUCGAAGGAGCAGGGAGUGGAGCAGAGUGCUGGAGCUUCUGAGGAGAUCAUCUACAGGAUUGACAUCCCCGCGAAUAGAUACGACCUCCUGUGUCUAGAGGGCCUCGUCACUGGGUUGUUGAUAUUCUUGGAGAAAAUUUCAGCCCCUCGAUACAAGACAAUUGAUCUGGACCAGAGAGAAUCAAUCGAUAUCACUGAGAGGUGCAAACAAAUCCGUCCAUACAUCGUUGGUGCAGUCCUCAGAGGAGUGACAUUAACGAAAGAAUCCUACGACAGUUUCAUAGAUCUGCAGGACAAGUUGCACCAGAACAUCUGCAGGAAGCGAUCCCUCGUCUCCAUUGGCACUCACGAUUUGGAUACUGUGAAGGGGCCAUUCACCUACGAUGCAAAACCACCAGAAGAAAUUCGUUUCAAACCCUUGAAUCAGGAUAAGGAGUACAAUGGACUCGAAAUCAUGGAACUUUAUGCUCAUCAUGCACAAUUGAAACAGUAUCUGUCAAUAAUCAGAGACAGCCCAGUGUAUCCAGUUGUUUUCGACAGUGAGGGGACUAUUUUGUCAUUACCACCGAUAAUUAAUUCUGAUCACUCGAAGAUUACGUUGAAUACUAAGAAUAUUCUCAUUGAGGCCACUGCAACAGAUCAAACGAAGGCAGAAAUUGUUCUCGACACUCUAGUCUGCGCCUUCAGUCAGUAUUGCAAGAGCAAAUUCACAGUUGAGACAGUGGGAGUUCGUGUGAACCCUGGAAAAAAGCCAAUAGUCUUCCUCCCCCAUCCAAAGUUGACGUACAGAACUGUCAAGAUCAACAGCAAAGAGGCCGUGAAUUACAUUGGGGUGGAGUGCUCCCCAGAAAAAGUAGCUCGAUUGCUCUCGAAGAUGGGGCUACAGACGACUGUCGAGGGAGACGACCAACUGAGUGUGGAAAUUCCACCAACUAGACACGAUGUCAUUCAUCCCUGCGAUAUUUACGAGGACAUUGCCAUCGCCUGGGGGUACAACAACAUCGAGAGGACCAUCCCCCAGACCUCGACGGUUGGAAACGAAUUCCCCCUGAAUAAAUUGUCUGAUCAUCUCAGGCAGGAGUUGGCUCAGGCUGGAUUUACUGAGGCCCUCACUUUUUCUUUGUGCUCGAGGGAGGAUGUCUCGGAGAAGUUGGGGUGGUGUUUCGAUAAAAUACCCGCUGUCACGAUAUCAAACCCCAAGACUCUGGAGUUUCAAGUGGCGAGGACGUGUCUUCUUCCAGGACUUCUGAAGACAAUUUCAGCCAACAAGAAGAUGCCCCUGCCCCUCAAGCUCUUCGAAGUCUCUGAUGUUGUUCUAAAAGACAAAAAAGCUGAGUGUGGAGCUAGGAAUGAGAGGAGAUUGUGUGCAGUUUACUGUAACAAAUCUGCUGGGUUUGAGAUCAUUCAUGGGCUUCUGGACAGGGUGAUGCAGCUCCUGGAGGUCCCCUGGAGCGUCGACAAGAGCAAAAAUGGGUAUUACCUCGAGGCAGCCGAAGAUCCGACGUAUUUCCCUCAGAGAUGUGCAAAAGUCAUUGUUCAUGGUCAGGUAAUUGGGAAAAUGGGAGUUUUACACCCGGAGGUUCUCCAGAAAUUCGAACUGCACCUGCCCUGUUCAUCAAUUGAAAUCAACAUCGAACCAUUCUUGUAGUGAACUUUUUGUAAUUCACAGGAAACAUUUUUAUUUAUUGCGUUUGAGGAGAUCUAAUAAAUGAGGUCGCUUUUGCGUCUUUACACCAGUUGAUUGUAAUAUUUGAAAAAAAUUGGUGGUCAUCAAAAAGUUUGUGACGACCAAGACAACUUUGAAAAUAUCUUGAGAAGGAGGGGAUUUAGAAGGAAAUUUCUCAGGACUAUUUUUUUAGAAAAUCCAAUUCCCUGUAAAAAAGGUCUUAUCAUACUUCCCCCUAAACUCUGUUGUUUCCAAGAUAAGGAGGCGUUUCCAAAGCACUCAAAAAUUGAAAAUAAACAUGUGUAAAUGAUUUCGCAAAAA